Messenger RNA from Penicillium daleae, 342 nucleotides. RefSeq lists its product as uncharacterized. Bases 1 to 342 code for a protein of 113 amino acids. Lineage: Eukaryota; Fungi; Ascomycota; Eurotiomycetes; Eurotiales; Aspergillaceae. The transcript is spliced from 2 exons. The record is from RefSeq and is a predicted model, not a curated record.
AUGACAACCGAAGGCAGCAGUUUGACGACAGGCCUGAACCUCGAAGGCUUGGUGCAUGCCCUCCUGUCUAAUAAUAUAGAAUUGGACAAGAGACUCAGCGCGGUUGAAGCCAAAGUGAUGACUAUAGAUCUCACGAAGCCUGGCGAAAGAAGUAACGCCGCAUUAAUUCACGAGAACACCGCCGGGGAUAGACAGUCUGAUCAGGCUAUACCCGGCAGAGUUCGAGUGGUGAGGACGCGGGAUAUCAAGGAUCUGAUAAUAGAAGAGCAACAGGAGUGGCGAGAGAGAACGCAUGAUGCUGUUGAAGAUGUUGAGGUUUAUGUCGAGGGGCAGCUCUGGUAG